This is a messenger RNA of Candidozyma haemuli, 438 nucleotides long. RefSeq lists its product as uncharacterized. The coding region runs from base 1 to 438 and encodes 145 amino acids. The record is from RefSeq and is a predicted model, not a curated record. The transcript has a single exon. Gene Ontology annotation, cellular component: cytoplasm. Lineage: Eukaryota; Fungi; Ascomycota; Pichiomycetes; Serinales; Metschnikowiaceae.
AUGGCUACCAAAUUUGACGCUGAAAAAGCCGAGAACCUCGAGGACAUCGAGAAGCAAUUCGCCGUCAAGGCUGUCCACCAGGCCGAGGCCUACUGGAGCUUGAUCUCCAAAGUCAAGGCAUCCUCUUUGAGAUUGACCAACCACGACAACGAGAUCUACGAAGCUUUGAUUGAGCAGUUCCCAGAGUUCAAGGAGAAGGAGGCUGCUUUCCAGAUCAACGAAGAUGCCAUGAAGAGCAAAGAAGGCAAGGCCAAGUGGAGAGCUUUCUGCGACAAGUUCAAGGAGAUCGACGACUACAACUUUGGAACGCUUUUAAGAGUCAGAGCCGACGACGAGUACUCUCAGGAGAACUCGAUUUUCGCUGUGAGAAUCCAGUUUUACGCUGUGGAGAUUGCCAGAAACAGAUACGGUUUGAACGACUGGGCUUCUGGAAACUAA